CCAUUAAGAACCACAGAUAUCUCAUUCAAAAUACUUCUAGGUGUUGUUUAAUUAACCAAAGAAUAGAUAGAAAGUUAAAUUUCCUAGGAAGUUCAAGAAGAUGGUGUUGUUUGGUUCACAACAUGGGAGUUAGAACUUCUAUAAAAUGGAGGAAUUUACUUACUUAGGUCCCCUAGGAUAGUGGAAAUUUUCAUGAAAAGUUGAACUUUUCAUAAACAACCAAACAAGACUAUACAUCUCCUAGGAAACAAUGUUUCAUGUGUGAACCAAAUUCCUAGGAAAGACUAAUACCUACAUAGUACCAAACAAGCACUAAGUUUCACUUUAGUAUCAACGUAUCUUCUAAGGCUCUGACACUAUAAAUACAAACACAGAGGGAAAGACCCAACACCACACCCAGAGACACUCCAGACUUCAAUUUUUAAAAUAAGAUUAGAAAACCCUCUGAAAAUGUUUGACACCAACAUCCAUAUGCCAACACUUAAAACGAUCAUCUCCACUGCUACAUCUGCUGCUGCAGCAGCUAUGCUGAUACGUAGUCUAGCUAAUGACUAUGUGCCCAAUGAAUUUCAAUACUACAUUUCCUGUAAAAUUCAAUCUCUCUUUGCUUCAUUCUCCUCCGAAGUAACCAUAAUCAUCAAUGAAGCUGAUGGAAUGGUUGAGAACCAGCUCUUCCAUGCUGCAGACCUUUACUUGGGGACCAAACUCUCCCCUUUAACCCAUAGGUUCCGAGCCACCUUACCUAUCAAAGAGACCAAAAUUGUGCUCUCCAUGGAUAAAAAUCAAGAGGUGAUUGAUGUAUUUAAUGGUGUCAAGCUCACUUGGAGAAGAGUAUCUCAACAAAUAGAAACAGAGGGGCGAUGGGGCUCCAACUCUUAUUCUGAGAUUCAAUAUUACACAUUGAGCUUCCACAAAAAGCACAAAGAGAUGGUGUCCACCAGCUACUUCCAGCAUAUCCUAGAACAAGAACAGGUGCUCAAGAAACAAAAAAGGACCCCAAAGCUGCACACCUUGGACCCUGAACUAAGGCAUAUGACCAUGGGGAGUGAUUGGCAAUCGGUGAAUCUCGAUCACCCAGCUACUUUUGAUACUCUAGCCAUGGAUAUCGAGAUGAAGAAGACGAUCAUGGAGGAUUUGGACAGGUUCGUAAGGAGGAAAAAUUUCUAUAGAAAAGUUGGGAAGGCCUGGAAACGUGGCUAUUUGCUUUUUGGACCUCCAGGUACUGGAAAAUCUAGUCUGAUUGCAGCCAUGGCUAAUUACCUGAAUUUUGAUAUAUAUGAUCUGGAGUUGACGGACAUUAGGAGGAACUCUGACCUUAGGAGACUACUGAUAGCAACUGCUAAUAGAUCAAUACUUGUGGUGGAAGAUAUUGAUUGCUCUGUCGACUUACAAAACACGAUGAAGGAACGCAAGAAACUCCAGUAUCCACAACAUUUUGGUGCAGACGGAGACAAUAAGGUGACGCUGUCAGGCUUGCUUAAUUUCAUUGAUGGGUUAUGGUCAAGCUGUGGAGAUGAAAGAAUCAUUGUGUUCACAACAAAUCACAAAGACCGACUGGAUCCAGCUCUUUUACGACCAGGACGAAUGGAUAUGCACAUUCACAUGUCCUAUUGCACCCCAUCGGCACUAAGAACACUCUCCUCCAAUUACCUUGGGAUCACAGAGCACCCACUUUUGAUGGAAAUUGAACAACUGAUGCAAGAAGCAAAGGUCACCCCUGCAGAAGUAGGGGAACAAAUGAUGAAGAGUGAAGACUUAGAGGAUACAUUAAAAAGGCUCAUGAGUUUUCUUGUUGACAAGAAGAGAAGUGAGGAUCUCAAAAGUACUCAGCAGAAAGAGAUAGUAGAAGUAGAAAGUAAGGAGUUGGAAGAGGAGAAUAGCAGUUGUGAGCAAGACGAGAUCAAGAAAUGA
Molecule: messenger RNA, 1911 nt
Organism: Beta vulgaris subsp. vulgaris (sugar beet)
Lineage: Eukaryota; Viridiplantae; Streptophyta; Magnoliopsida; Caryophyllales; Amaranthaceae
Product: AAA-ATPase At3g50940
Exons: 2
Coding region: 451-1911 (486 amino acids)
Molecular function (GO): ATP binding; ATP hydrolysis activity
Source: RefSeq, a predicted model, not a curated record